Venustampulla echinocandica is the source of this 3861-nucleotide messenger RNA. RefSeq names its product ARM repeat-containing protein. The coding region runs from base 1 to 3861 and encodes 1286 amino acids. The record is from RefSeq and is a predicted model, not a curated record. NCBI's taxonomy places the organism in Eukaryota, Fungi, Ascomycota, Leotiomycetes, Helotiales, Pleuroascaceae. The transcript is spliced from 3 exons.
AUGUCUCUCGAAGAAAAGCUCGACAAGAUCCGAUCGCCAAAGCUACAGAAUCAGCAGCAGACUCAUGUAGUGCUGUCCGCCGUUGAAGAUACCCUUCGCGACCAGAAGACGGAAGCGUCCCCAACGGGAUAUUUUGCAGCUCUCCUGGCGCUUCUGCGGCAAUCAGUCUCGGCGACAAGCGUGAACAAAGAUUUGGCUACUUCGGUAGUUUAUCUUCUCGAUGUUAUUACACCCUAUGCCCCGCAGCCUCUGCUCCGAUCCAAAUUCUCGCAGAUCCUCACCAACCUCGCUCCAGCUUUAACAUAUCCCGAGGCGGAUGCGCCACUCCUUAGGCCAUCUAUAGGAUGUCUCGAGUCAUUAUUGGUCGCCCAAGAUUCAGCAGCAUGGGAACUGUCACAUACACAAAUCGGUCCACGACGGGCGAUAGCAGGGCUCUUAAACCUGGCGGUUGAUCAUCGGCCGAAGAUCAGAAAACGGGCUCAAGAAGCAAUCACCAGAGUUUUGAAGAACCCCCCACCGAGUCCAUCCCUCGACCAUCCUGCGGCCGACAUGUGUGCGGAGACCGCAUUAAAGAGCUUAAGUGAUCUCGCGGCACAGGCGACCCAGGCUGGCAAACAAAAGAAGGGCGCAUCUGCAGAGCAUGAACCUGCCUUAAUACACGCCUUGCAAUUGGUUAAGACGGUAGCUGUGGCAUCGGGUGGUUGGCCCAGCAAGAAGAUUGAAGCAUUAUGCGAGGUUCUUCUAAAUAUCUCCAAGUCCAGCAACGAGUAUAUGACCAUGGCCGCUUUCGAGGUCUUUGAGAUUAUAUUUGAAGGCAUGGCCGAGGAAACAUCUUCAUCAAAGCUCCCGAGACUACUCGAGGUAAUCUCGGAACUCCGCCCAUCACAGAACGACUCCCAGCUUUUGCCGCCCUGGAUUGCGGUUCUCUCGCGAGGAUAUGAUGUUUCGGCGCAAAUUACCCCAGACGAAACCUUCCAAAAACUCCCGGAGUUAUUCAACCUGAUCAGCUCAUUCCUAGCAUCCUCAUCUCAUAAUAUUAGAGUCUCUGCGGCGGAAUGUUUAAUCUCGUUCAUGGCAAACUGCAUCCCAGAUACUGUCCUUUUAGAGCCUUCUAUUUAUGAUGAGAAGGUCCUAGAGAAACUUGCCAAAGCAGCAGUAGAUCUCCUUAGCGUGAAAUACCAGGCCGCUUGGAUGGAGACAUUUACCGUCAUGAGCGCAAUGUUUGAUGGUCUGCGUUGGCGAGCCGAUCCGAUCAUGUCAGAUGUUGUCCGAACAGUGGGCGAGCUUCGUGCCAAUGGCUCCUUUACCGGAAAGAAAGAGGCCGACGAGGUUAUUGGCAAAGCAAUCCGAGCUAUGGGCCCGGAAAGAGUUUUGGACAUUCUGCCAUUGAAUCUGUCAAAGCCAAAGCAGGGGCAGCCUGGUCGAGCGUGGAUGCUACCCAUAUUGCGCGACUAUGUCAGCAAUACUAAUUUGCAACACUUCAAGACCGAAUUCGUACCCCUGAGCGAGGCGAUGUUCCAACGGGUCAUCGACAAUGGUGAGGCCGAGAAGUCAGUGGAGAUUAAGAUUUUCGAGACUCUUGUUCAACAGAUAUGGGCCUUAUUACCUGGAUACUGCGAUCUGCCCCUUGAUAUUACCGAGUCCUUCGAUCAAUCGUUCGCUGAGCUGUUGUCAAAUCUAUUGUACAAGCAAGUCGAGCUGCGUCCAGAUGUCUGCAGGGCGCUUCAAACUCUAAUAGACUCGAAUAAAGCCAUAGUGGCAAUUGAGAGCGAUGAGGAUCUUGUUCUACAAAGCCGAGUAUCUAAGGCUACUGCCCAGAAGAAUAUCGAUUAUCUUUCGGGCUUCGCGAGUAACAUGCUGGCCGUGCUUUUCAACGUAUACAGCCAAACAUUACCUCAAUACCGAGGUUACAUCCUGCAAUGCAUAAAUGCAUACCUGAGCAUCGCACCAUUAAAAGAGGUGAUGGAGACCUUUGAGAGAGUCACAUCCAUGCUAGAAUCAUCACUUAAGGAGACCGUGGAGCAAACCCAAGCUGAAAAGCAAAAGAAAAAGGAGCAAAGCGCAGCAGACAAGAUGCCACCUAUGAGCCAUACCCUCAUGGACCUGGUAAUCACCAUUGCUAUCUACCUGCCUCGAGACAGUUUCAGCACCCUCUUCAAUAUUGCAUCACUCAUCAUCGUCAUGGACAGUGAUCCUCAGCUGCAGAAGAAAGCAUAUAAGCUCAUUCCACGCCUGGCCGAAUCUCCCGCGGGUCAGCAAGCGUUGCAAGAGCGCAGUACCGAACUACAACAGCUACUGCUGAAUAGCGCUGAGAAAGCAUCCGCUCCAGCUCGGAGGGACCGGUUAACAGCCAUAUCAACGCUCAUCCCAUUCCUUCCUAACGACUCACUCCACUUCAUACCUUCAAUUCUCUCGGAAGUUGUCAUCUCCUGCAAGGAAGUCAAUGAGCGAGCACGCACUGCCGCGUUUGAUCUCCUGAUUCUCAUGGGGGAGAAGAUGGCUUCAGCGUCCGGAGCAGUGAUAGACAACAGCAAGGUCCCUCAUAUGCCAAGUGACGCCCCAGCCGUCACAGCGAACCUCGAGGAAUAUUUCACCAUGAUCAGCGCAGGCUUAGCAGGUAGCGCAUCGCAUAUGGUAUCUGCGUCAAUCACAGCAUUGACUCGAAUCCUCUACCAUUUCCGCGAGUCGAUGAAAGUAGAAACUCUCAACGAGCUAGUCGAAACCAUGGAUCUAUUCCUCACGCACAAGAAUCGCGAAAUCGUACGCAGCGUUCUAGGCUUCGUCAAAGUUUGCAUAAUCAGCUUGCCCAAAGACCUAAUGGUUCCACGACUGCAAACCCUGAUACCAAACUUGAUGGUCUGGAGUCAUGAGCACAAGGCACAUUUCAAAGCAAAGGUCAAGCACAUCAUCGAACGCAUGAUCAGAAGAUUUGGUGUCGAGGUCGUGGAUAAGUACUGCCCAGAAGACGACCGGAAAUUAAUCGCCAAUAUCCGCAAGACUAGAGACAGGGCCAAACGGCAAAAGGAGGCCACUAAAGGGGCAGCAGGCGGCGAAGGUAGCGAUGAGGAGGGCGCAGCCACAAGCGGACGAAGAAAAGGUCACUUCGAGAGCGAAUACGAUGAGGCUGUCUACGGCAGCGACGAGUCGGACGGCUCUGAUGUCUCGGAUGAUGAGGUAUUCGGCAAGAGCAGAAAGCCUGCUAAGAAAGGCGGCAACACAUUUAUCGUUGAAGAUGAAGACGAGCCUUUGGAUCUCCUGGAUCGCAAAGCGCUGGCGAACAUCUCGUCAACUAGACCUCUCAAGCAGCGCGCCCCUAUGCGUACGAAAGCUAAGAUGGACUUGGACGGGAAGCUCUUGCUUGGUCAGGACAGCGACGACGACGCGAUGGUUCUCGAUACACCCGCAGAAGGGAAGGCUGAUGAUGACGAGGGCGGUGUUGGUGCAUACGUGAAGGCUAUCAAAGGCCGAGACGCGGUACAAAGAGGACGGGGAGGACGGCUAAAGUUUUCUAAUAAGCGAACUAAUGAUGAUGAUGACGAGAUGGAUGUUGAUGGUGAAGACAUCCAAGCUAUCAAGAAGAAGACUGGCGGGGAUUCUAGAGGUGGCAGCAGAGGUGGAAGCAGAGGAGGCGGGAGAGGCCGCGGUGGGUUCCGUGGUGGUAGUGGCAGGGGUGGCAUUUCCAAUGGAAGAAGAGGACUGGGAGAGGAUAAAAGACAUGGGAGUUCCGGACAAAGAGGCGGUGGUAGAGUUAUGAAAUCUCCUAGGGGUAAGAGCGGGCGUGCGCCCUUAGACUUCAAAAGGAUGGCGAAGAGUCCGUAUGCUGGUCGUGGGUUUACAUAUCCAUUUAACUUAAUCAACUAA